This is a messenger RNA of Pygocentrus nattereri (red-bellied piranha), 459 nucleotides long. RefSeq names its product musculin (gene msc). The record is from RefSeq and is a predicted model, not a curated record. Gene Ontology annotation, biological process: developmental process; regulation of transcription by RNA polymerase II. Lineage: Eukaryota; Metazoa; Chordata; Actinopteri; Characiformes; Serrasalmidae. The transcript is spliced from 2 exons. Gene Ontology annotation, molecular function: protein dimerization activity; DNA-binding transcription factor activity, RNA polymerase II-specific; RNA polymerase II transcription regulatory region sequence-specific DNA binding. Bases 1 to 459 code for a protein of 152 amino acids.
AUGUCCACUGGUUCAGUCAGUGACCCAGAGGAUGAGGUGUGCUGUGGGCGUGUGGAGAGUUCUGGAGCCACCACUCCCCCUCUGUGCCGGUCUGUAGACUCUGAGGACGAUGAUGUGGGCAGUGCUGCAUGUGAAGGUGUGAAGAGUCAGCCGUCGCGGCGUGUGCAACGCAGUGCAGCAAACGCACGCGAGCGUGCACGGAUGCGUGUGCUAGGGCGGGCAUUCACCCGCCUGCGGACCACCCUGCCCUGGGUGCCUCCCGACACCAAACUGUCCAAACUCGACACACUACGGCUCGCAGCCAGCUACAUCACACACCUACGACAGCUACUGCAGGAGGACACACACACCAGCACACUGCACCCCCCUGCACUGAGUUGGCCGUUCAUGGUGUCAGGAAGACCAGAUGAAACCAAAGAGAUUUCAGCAGCACUCAGACUGUGUGGAGCUACAGCAUAG